Molecule: messenger RNA, 1871 nt
Organism: Engraulis encrasicolus (European anchovy)
Lineage: Eukaryota; Metazoa; Chordata; Actinopteri; Clupeiformes; Engraulidae
Gene: casq1a
Product: calsequestrin 1a
Exons: 11
Coding region: 170-1555 (461 amino acids)
Biological process (GO): regulation of skeletal muscle contraction by regulation of release of sequestered calcium ion
Cellular component (GO): Z disc; sarcoplasmic reticulum lumen
Molecular function (GO): calcium ion binding
Source: RefSeq, a predicted model, not a curated record
UGCCCCCCUUACAACUUCUCUGUGUCAGGGGGUCUUCUCUUGGGGGGCUCAGGACUUGGCGUUGCUCUUCUCUGGGUCUGCUUCUUUCUUCCUUUCCUUUCUUGCAUUCGGCCUUGCAUAUUUUUUUUGCGGUGGAAUAAUUUCGCCCGAGACGUUCAUCUGAAGCACAAUGAAGUGGGGCUGGGUGCUGGUGGGGUUCCUGGUGGCCUCCCUGGGGCAUCUCUCCCAGGGCAGCCACCACGGCUUGGACGUACCCGAGUAUGACGGACGGGACCGCGUCGUCGACCUCAACGUCAAGAACUACAGGUCUGUGAUGAAGAAGUACGACGUGUUUGUGCUUUACCACCACGAGCACGUCGGGAACAGCCGCGCCGCCCAGAAGCAGUUUGAGAUUGAGGAGCUUGCACUUGAGUUUGCAGCCCAAGUCCUGGAAGACCUCGAUGACGAAGAUAUAGGAUUCGGCCUGCUUGAUGCAAAGGCCGACCGUGCCGUUGCCGCCAAACUAGACCUGGAUGAGGAAGACUGCAUCUAUAUCUUUGUCGAUGACGAGGUCAUUGAGUAUGAUGGGGAGCUUGCUGCGGACACCUUGGUGGAAUUCAUCUUUGACCUACUUGAGGACCCUGUGGAAAUCCUUGACAACAGGCAUGAGCUGAAAGGUUUCUUCAACCUGGAAGAGGAAAUCAAACUGGUGGGCUACUUCAAGAAUGCGAAAUCUGACCAUUUCGAUGAGUUUGAGGAUGCUGCAGAGGAGUUCCACCCCCAUGUCAAGUUCUUUGCCACCUUCAAUGAAAAGGUUGCCAAAACUCUUGGACUCAAGAUGAACGAGGUUGACUUCUAUGAGCCCUUCAUGGAGGCUCCCGUCACCAUCCCUGGAAAGCCCUACACAGAAGACGAGCUUGUCGACUUCAUUGAAGACAAUGACCGACCUACCCUGAGGAAAAUGCAGCCACACAACAUGUAUGACAUCUGGGAGGAUGAUGACGAUGGAGAGCACAUCAUUGCAUUCGCUGAGGAGUCUGACCCAGAUGGCUAUGAGUUCCUGGAGAUUCUGAAGGAGGUUGCGGAAGAAAACACAGACCAUCCCGACCUCAGCAUCAUCUGGAUAGACCCUGAUGACUUCCCAUUGCUUGUCGCCCACUGGGAGAAGACCUUCGACAUUGACCUGAACUCCCCCCAGAUCGGUGUGUUGGAUAUUGAUGACGGAGAGUUUGAGUGGUAUGAUAUGGACGAUGAUGAAGACAUGCCUGAUGCUGAAGAACUGGAGGAGUGGCUUGAGGAUAUGUUGGAUGAUGACGAUGAUGAUGACGACGAUGAUGAUGACGACGAUGAUGACGACGAUGAUGACGACGAUGAUGACGACGAUGAUGACGACGAUGACGAUGAUGAUGACGACGACGACGAUGAUGACGACGACGAUGAUGACGACGACGAUGAUGAUGAUGAUGACGACGAUGAUGACGAUGACGAUGACGACGAUGACGAUGAUGAUGACGACGAUGACGACGACGAUGAUGACGAUGAUGACGACGACGACGACGAUGAUGACGAUUAUUAAAAUCUCACCAUUGUAUUUCACAUUACCAAUCCAGUUACAAGUUACUAAAUUCUUGUUCUGCAUCAGUUUCAGUCAACAUUUUCAGAAUCUCCUUGUUGCUCGUUGUUCUAAGUCAUGUUGAAACCUUGUGUUGUGUUCGUGUUACAUGAUUCAGUGUCUACCCUCGUCUCAACGUUCAACCGUUAGCAUCCAAAUAUCAAAACCAUCCAAUACCUAUAUUGAGAACAAUCAUAGUAAUCACCUGAUUUGUCAUUGGCCCCACUACAUUACAGGUUAGCAACUCUCUUUAUGCAAAUCUAGUCAUUAAAUAUCACAA